GGUGUCAUUAGUUUUAAAACAGAGCACCGAAAGGACUUGAAAAAGGAGAAAAAAUACAACUGUUAUUUAGUGAGAAAAACCACCAAGUCGGAAACAAUGAUAGGGUUAAAAAUUACAGUUUUUAGCUGGAGUUUGUGGUACAUGGCGGCAUUUGCAACAUCUUGCUCAGAUAGAGGUUAUUUUUGUUGGAUUUGGAAGACCACUGGCAAAUGCAAAAGGACUUCCGACUAUGCUGUGUACAAAUGCCAAAAGACAUGCAACUUUUGUCCUGUCCCGACAGAGGCGCCGAAACCUACGGAUAUACCACCAACAUUUACAACAACUGACCAGCCUUCGGAGUGCCAUCUCGAAAAACUUCUACCCAUCAGCAGAGAACGUGUUCGGGACAAACAGCUACAGGGUCACGUGAUUUACCACCAGUCUGUUGUAUCAGAAAUUCAAUGCGAGGAUCUUUGCCUUCGGAUUCCCAGAUGUUUGGCUUAUAAUUAUCAGUAUUCUGGAAAGCAUGACGAGAAUGAGAGGGCCUGUGAACUGAUGAACAGUGUGGUAGAUGUAAAGAGCAGCGUUGGUUUCAGCUUCCGACUGUUCGAGCGCAAUAGAGCCAAUAAGUAUUUAUUCAGCAAUUGCCUUGGUGAUACGUGAAACCUUCUAAUCUGAUAAUGGGCGACCAAUUCAAGACUGAACAACACUUUCCUCUUUGUGGAUUAAGGAGAAAACCCAUCGUGUAUACUUACUACUCUUCUCUCACUUCAGUAGCAAACACACACAUCCUACUGUCUCCGGGCGUGAUACUUGGAAUAUCAAGGGAAAGAAUCUAACAUUUCUAACCAAUAGCUGCACUAUCAUCUGCGUUUAAAGCGCAGUUGAGGGCAUACAGCGGAGACAAAAGACCUUUCAAUUGCUUAUCAAAACUUAGUAUGUCCCUCCAGCUUAUUACCUAGUAUAUGCAGACUGUCAGUUUUAACCCUUUAACUCCCAAGAUCUCACUAGUAAUUCACCUAAACUACUAUCUGCCAUGUAGUUCUUGUGAUGUUAGUUUGGAGAAUUUGGUAUUGGAUCAACUAAUAAUCUCCUAAUUAAUAUUUUUCUUUAUUCUCAUCACUUGUCUGCUUGAUAUUGUAUUGAUAUUGUAAGGAGAAAUUCUGUCUUAGUCACUCAUGGGAGUUAAAGGGUUAAGUCAAAAUGCGAGGUGUUAGUAAAUAUAUCUUAUCAGACGUUUUGGUGUGUGGUAUUUCUGGGUAUUUUAACGAGUUUUUUUGUAUUUUGACCCGCCUUACG
Messenger RNA from Pocillopora verrucosa, 1278 nucleotides. RefSeq lists its product as uncharacterized. The record is from RefSeq and is a predicted model, not a curated record. NCBI's taxonomy places the organism in Eukaryota, Metazoa, Cnidaria, Anthozoa, Scleractinia, Pocilloporidae.